GAUCAUUUCAUUGCCCCUAUAAUACGACCAAAUCAACCACUUCCACUCUUGUAUGAAAAUGGUCUGUAAAAUGUUUUAUAUUUCAAAUAGAUAAAAUAAUGUUUAAGAUAUCUUUUCUUUUUUGAUUUUUGUGCUUCUUGUCAAUACGCUCAUUAUGCCUAUGUACACUAAUUUCAUGUUUUCAGGCGUCUAUGCAGUGCGAAAUUCACUUCGUGAUGAUAGUCCACCCGCCAGCCCCCAGUUUCUGGCACGAACUCCGUUGAUGGCACGACAGUAUGCACCAAUAGCUCCAGUCUCAUUUAGUCGUCGUACUACUACAGUACCCUUAACGCCACCCGUUCUAAAUGAUUAUGAUCAAUAUCCUCAAGCAUCUCUUGUACCUCCUCCUCGAACUCACGCAAAUACAGAAGUAACAGCCCCAAGACGAAGUACAACUAAAUUGGAUCAAUUGCGAAGAUUUCAUUCAUUUGAACCGACUCACAUCAAAGAAUUAUUAACGCGGACAACGUAUUCAGUUCCGGCUAGAACACAGCCGCCGUUUGAGUUUUCCAUGGCAAACGAUAUCGAAGUUGAUAUUGAAUCCACGACAUUACGAAAAAUUUUUGAUGGUGGUAAAAGAAAAGAGGAUGGAACUAGGAGCGACGCUGAAAAAGAUUCUGAAUCUUCGUAUAACAUGAUGUUUUAUAAUGAUGAUGACAACGAUAUACAUUCUAAUAAAAAGGAUGUUCAAGACUUCAUUAAUGAGAACUAUUAUGAAAAAAAGGGUAAUGAAGACGACUCUUUAGAAAAAGAUUUUAAUGAUGCAAAAGGACUGGAUAUUGAAUACAUUGAUAAUAGAAGUUUCAGUUUAACAAAAGAUUUACGUAUUAACAAAGACCAGAUUGGUCCAGACAAUAAAGGCAUUAUUGGUAUUCCCAAUAUAGAAGUAGUGACAAGUACAGGAUUGAAAGAUGCGCUACGUAACAAACGUCGCUCGGUUUGCAACUUACUUAGACUAAGACAACUGAACUUUAAUUCACCGCGAACUUUAGCAGAGAUAACGAGCCAAUUAAAGCAGUGGGCUGAAGAGAGUCCAAUGGCCAAGUGGGUGGACAUAACGCAUGGAAAUUUCACUACAAUGGAGAAUCCAAUUUAUAUGAUGAUAGUAGAUGACCCGGCUAGUGGUCAAAUUAUAUCUGCAAAAAAAACUGUUAUGAUUGUCGCAGGUAUUCAAGGUCGAGACCAUCAUGCGGUGGCCGCCGCCAUGUAUGUGUUGUAUCAACUCAUAGAACGUAGCGAAGCACACAUCGAACUGCUUAAGAAGUAUCGGUUUUGGAUCAUACCAGUAUUCAAUCCAGAUGGAUACGACUACUCUAUGACAUUUCCACACAGACGUGCAUGGACAAAAAAUUUACGCCAGUUGUGGGACUCGUGUAAGGGGCGUAGUUAUUGUAAUUCGUGCGAAACUCACGGGAUACGAUGCACCAUUCAGCCUUGUUACGGAGUCAAUCUCGAUAGAAAUUUUGAAUACCAAUGGAUUCCUGCGAAUGAGCUUCGAUCUGAGCACCCAUGUGGCGGCCUUUACGCAGGACCACGCCAACUAAGCGAAAUAGAGACGCGUGCUCUAACCAAAUACAUGCACGAACUACACACGCCAAUCUUCACAUUCAUUGCAUUCAAAGAAGGGAGUGUCCUAGGGGUUAUGUAUCCAUAUUCACAUACGCGGAAGAAACGUGCUUACGAUAAAAUAUAUAGACAACGAGCUUCAAGAGCUGCUGCGGCUGCGUUCAGCAUUAGCAACCGGCCUUACGUGGCUGGACAAACGUCAGAGUUCUUGCCUUUAUACGCUGGUGGUAUAGAGGACUGGGUGGAUGGCCACCUGGGUAUCGAUAGCACAUACACAGUUAUGAUGUUUCGUCCAUCGGAUUCGUACAACACUAAACUCAUUACAGAGCGCGUUGUCCACGAAGCCUUUGCAGCCAUGGACACUCUACUCUUGCAAAGCACAGAGCCCACGCUUCCCCGGCCAGUCACAUUAGUACAUCGUGGUCACAGUUCCUCCUCGUUUACAAGUCCAACUCGUUUAAUGGCAUUAAUAUCUACAGUUGUAUUACUUAUUAGUUAACACUAUUGUCCUUUUUGGUAGCAAUAACGUGUAUUGUAUGAUCAGUCUUAUAUUAGCAAAUAUCGAAUGAAGCGUUUCUAACACUGAGUUUAGAAAGUAUUGUAAUUUUUCGGUUCCUAAGAGGAACACAUCGAAAUAAUAACGGAUUGUCCUUUUACCAUUUUGUAAGUCAGUAAUAUUAUAUUAUUAUCUGCAUUGAAUAAUUAUGUUUUAAUUUUAU
This is a messenger RNA of Spodoptera exigua (beet armyworm), 2324 nucleotides long. NCBI's taxonomy places the organism in Eukaryota, Metazoa, Arthropoda, Insecta, Lepidoptera, Noctuidae. The record is from the annotation of a GenBank genome assembly.